Messenger RNA from Eptesicus fuscus (big brown bat), 607 nucleotides. It is a transcript of the gene SNRPF, whose product is annotated as small nuclear ribonucleoprotein polypeptide F. Gene Ontology annotation, molecular function: RNA binding. Gene Ontology annotation, biological process: spliceosomal snRNP assembly; mRNA splicing, via spliceosome. The transcript is spliced from 4 exons. Gene Ontology annotation, cellular component: catalytic step 2 spliceosome; U1 snRNP. NCBI's taxonomy places the organism in Eukaryota, Metazoa, Chordata, Mammalia, Chiroptera, Vespertilionidae. The coding region runs from base 127 to 324 and encodes 65 amino acids. The record is from RefSeq and is a predicted model, not a curated record.
AAAGGUCACGCUGCUUUUGGGCGGCCAUUUCUCGCGGUCCGAGCUGGGCUAGGCGCUCCAGGCACCAGGGACGGACGAAGAGCUGGGUCGGCGGCGAGGAGCCUACAGCGUUUGCUCGUUGUCGCGAUGAGUUUGCCCCUCAAUCCCAAACCUUUCCUCAAUGGAUUAACAGGAAAGCCAGUAAUGGUGAAACUUAAGUGGGGAAUGGAGUACAAAGGCUACCUGGUAUCUGUAGAUGGCUAUAUGAACAUGCAGCUUGCAAACACAGAAGAAUACAUAGAUGGAGCCUUGUCUGGACACCUGGGUGAAGUUUUAAUAAGGUGAAAUCUCAACAACACAUCUGAUUUGUGAUGAAAUGAGAAGAAAUUGCAUGCCACCAUUUUGGAAGAAGUAAGAAUCUAUCCCCGCUUGUGUCUAAAUAAGCACCUCAGUAAAGCCUUCUCAUCACUCAAAUUCAGCAUGUCACAGUUAAUCUGUACAAUGGUCACUUAAAUUAACUUCCAGUUAUCCACCCCUCCCUUAUUUGAAAUAUACAGAAAAGUAUACUAGUCACAAGUAUGUAGUUAAGUGAAUUACCACAAAAGUGCAUUUUCCAGUUAAUCUUUUU